Messenger RNA from Calidris pugnax (ruff), 4942 nucleotides. RefSeq names its product solute carrier family 37 (glucose-6-phosphate transporter), member 1 (gene SLC37A1). The record is from RefSeq and is a predicted model, not a curated record. Gene Ontology annotation, molecular function: glucose 6-phosphate:phosphate antiporter activity. Lineage: Eukaryota; Metazoa; Chordata; Aves; Charadriiformes; Scolopacidae. The coding region runs from base 566 to 2152 and encodes 528 amino acids. Gene Ontology annotation, cellular component: endoplasmic reticulum membrane. Gene Ontology annotation, biological process: glucose-6-phosphate transport; phosphate ion transmembrane transport. The transcript is spliced from 20 exons.
CUGUUAGCACACGGGGAGGCUCGGUUUGCACGCCUGAGUUGCUGUCACACCUUUUGCCUACAGUGCCUGUUGCCACCUUACUCACCAGCUGGCUCAGACCUGCUUGCAAAGUAACAGUGCAGCUAAGUCCCUCUCGCAGUGCCUGUGAUAAAAGGGUACUGUGCAUCUUCUUCUGUUGAGGGGCUCUGGCCUGAAUGUGAAGAAACAGGAGGAACUCGACGAGAUUUUAAACAAAACUGAAUUGACGCUGUGGCAGGCUCGCUUUUCCCUGCCUGUCAUGCAUGCACGAGAGCCUGCCUUCUCCCUUGUGCUGGAUGAGCUGCUGUGGGGAGCUCAAGUGAUCAGCAAUAAGCAAAAUCAGCGUGAAGUAUUUGCCACGUCGUGACUGAAGGUAUGUGAAGAAAAGCUACAGGGAGAUCAACUCCGCAGCGUAUCUUCCCCGUUUGUUAGCAGCCUACCAUCACACUGCUUUGGGAGGAUCUUUGUUACGCGUUCUGAAGAACAGAUAACGUUGUCACAAGUACAUAAUUGUGUCACCUAAAACUUCAUACCAGCUGUAAAGUAGAUGGCUCAGCUUCCCCCUGGGUUCCGCUUCAUCACUUCAUUUUCACGAGAUCAGUGGUACAGAGCCUUCAUUUUCUCUCUCACUUUCUUGUUGUACACCAGCUUCCAUUUAUCAAGGAAACCUAUUAGUAUAGUUAAGGGAGAGCUGCAUAAGCAUUGUGCUGCUUCACAUGAAGUUGAACUCAACUCCUACAAAGAAUAUGCUGCCCAGAUUCAGCCUGUCAAAAAAACAUCUAAUGUAUCUCAGUGCGGUUGGGCACCAUUUGAUAAGAACAACUACAAACAGUUACUGGGAGCAUUGGAUUACUCAUUUCUGUGUGCGUAUGCAAUUGGGAUGUAUUUAAGUGGAAUAAUAGGAGAACGGCUGCCUAUCCGGUACUAUCUGACUGUUGGGAUGCUUGCUAGCGGACUCUUCACUGCAAUGUUUGGAUUUGGUUAUUUCUAUAACAUACAUAAUCUGUGGUUUUACAUAAUGGCCCAGAUAGCUAAUGGGUUGGUGCAAACUACUGGCUGGCCGAGUGUCGUUACAUGUAUUGGCAACUGGUUUGGAAAAGGAAGGAGGGGUUUGAUCAUGGGAAUCUGGAAUUCGCACACUUCAGUGGGAAAUAUCUUGGGAUCCUUAAUUGCUGCUUAUUGGGUGUCUACGUGUUGGGGUCUCUCCUUCGUGAUGCCUGGUGUUAUCAUUGCUGUGAUGGGAAUUGUUUGUUUCCUGUUUCUUAUUGAACAUCCUAAAGAUGUAAGUUGCUCCUGCACACCAUCCAGUAGUUCUAAAAACGCCUUGAAUGGUGCGUGUCGAUUCAGAGUCCAGAUGCCAACCUUAAAUGCUAAGGAAACCAGCAAACCUCAGGAUCCAGAGAUGCAGCACUUACUUAUUGACAGUGAAAACUGCAGUGUGUCACUGAACUCCAGCCCUGCGGCCACUGAGGAAGGUAGACACGGGACAUCAGCUAUCAGCUUCCUUGGGGCCUUGCGAAUACCUGGAGUCAUAGAGUUCUCCCUUUGUCUUCUGUUUGCGAAACUGGUGAGCUAUACUUUCCUCUUCUGGCUUCCCCUCUAUAUCACAAAUGUAGAACAUCUUGAUGCCAAAAGAGCUGGGGACCUUUCUACACUGUUUGACGUGGGUGGAAUCUUUGGUGGAAUUUUGGCAGGCCUGAUUUCAGACAGGCUGGAGAAGAGGGCAUCAACCUGUGGCAUGAUGUUGUUGCUUGCAGCACCCACAUUGUACAUGUUCUCUGCAGUCAGUAAAAUGGGCCUUGAGGCUACUGUAGUGAUGCUGCUGAUCAGUGGUGCCCUGGUGAAUGGCCCUUACGCGCUGAUCACCACUGCUGUCUCUGCCGACUUGGGUACCCAUAAAAGCCUGAAAGGAAAUGCAAGAGCCUUGUCCACAGUGACGGCGAUCAUCGAUGGAACAGGAUCUGUAGGUGCAGCUUUGGGGCCUCUCUUAGCUGGUCUUAUUUCCCCAUCUGGUUGGAACAACGUGUUUUACAUGCUCAUAGUGGCAGAUGCAUGUGCCUUGCUAUUCUUACUCCGACUUAUUCAGAAGGAACUUCGGUGUAGCGCACAUCGUACCCUGUUUAAAGAACACUGAGCUAAGAGGCCGGAUUUGGAAUAAGGACUGCAUAGCUGAUCAGAGCUCUUCCCUGAAAAAAAAAACGUCAUGGAAUACAUUAUUCUAUAUUUAAGAGAAUCUGUUUGGUGAAGAACUUUGCACAUUUACUGGAAGCAAUGUGAGAAACGCAACUGGUAAAUCCCUGAAGCUCUUAUUUUUGCACAUGAAUAAGUACCUCAGGAUGGCAACUAUUCAUCAGAUGAAGAGACAGGAACUGUGGGAAGGUUUUAGCAGCGCGCCUCAACUGAGCCAAAGAGAAAUACCAAGUGCCUUUUUAUUUCUUUUGAUAGGAUGUUUUUAAUUAAAAUGCCGAACUGUGUGUUUUCCAAAACCAAGUCAAAACUAGAGCAGAAGGAAGUUGAAAUAAUAAGAGACAGUCUAGCAGUGAAAUGUCCCAGUGUCAGUGAGCACAGUACGUAUCCCUUAUGUCAUCUUGCGCACAUGGAGGGCAUCGCUUUAUAGAGGACAAAACCAGCUGUUUAUUCAGAUGCACUGCUAUUAGUAUUUGGAAGCUGCUCAAACAAUAAUAACCUCACCAUAUUAUUAGUUUUUAACUACCGCACUACUUCUAAUCCCAAGGACAACAUCCAGCCUUUUGGUAGGUAAUGAAAUGGAAUUUACUGUUGCGGUGUACUACAGUUAGCGGUUUUCACAGACUCUCUGGAUGAAUAUUAGUCCUCAGUGAGGAUGGUGCAAAGAAAAGUGUCCUAGGCAACAAAAAGUAGAUUGAGUCAGAAUUUCCAGUGGGGCGGCUCAAGUGAUUUUUAGGGCAUUAAAACUGGUCGGGCAAACGUCACGUUAGUGUUGUGCUGCUCCUCUAGGCUGGGUGGAAAGGAGAGGUUGUUCCUUUGGGGUUGGUAGAGAGCUGUGAGCUGUCGUACUUGAGCACUACAGGAUUGAACUGAUGAGCUGCUUUAGCACCCACUGCCACAGUCGUCUCUGUUGGAUGCACCCUGGUUUCAGUGCUGGCGUGUGCAUGUGGAAGUCAUGGUCAGAUCAGGGCCUUAAUAACCAGAAGUCUUUCAAGUGGCUAAUUCAACUGGCAGUGAAUUUCAGAUUCCGAGCCAAAAUAUGUUUAUAUCGGAGAAGAAAAAUGAUCUAGGUGGUAGGUUGUAAGAGAACAUUUCAGUAACUAUUGUUACCUAGCAAAUAGACAGUUUAAUGUCUUCAAAACAUAUCGUUUCUUUGUACAGCUGUCUCCUUUGCAAAACAGAUGUUUCUGUGAUACCUUUUUUUUCAAAGAUGUACAAAGUAAAAAGGAAAAUUUUUUGUAUGAGGUGUUUAUACUUAGAUCAUAAAGGCUAGAUAAUUUAAACUGUGUAUUAUUCUUAAAUGUAUUUAUUAAAGCUCUAGGCAUAUGUCUUGUUCUGAACUGUUCUCCCAAGUUUUGUGAAACAAUGCAGUAGUCUUUACACUUGAUUAACAAAACAGCACUCUUUAAAAUAGUCCUGCAAAACAUGGAGAAAUGUUCUCCAUCCGCUGCUGGUGUUGUCCAUGUGUUGGCACAACACUUCAUUUCUGGGACUGUUUUGUAAUUCUUCAGUCUUUGAUCAGUUAUUUUACUGAUGUGAUUCAGCACGUGCUUUAUGCUUGACUUGAACAGCAGAAGAAUGUGUUCAUUUUUAACUGUUUUGCUGAACAGAAAAACAGGGAAGACCUCAGUCCCACAAAGACAUAAGGAGAGUACCAAAGUCCUUGCAAGUGAAUGCUCCAUGUAGACCCUGGCCCUGCAGUUACCCAGAUGAAUGGUCACCUUCACGUAUUUUGAGUAAACCUGUUGAGAUCAGUGAGGAUACUCAACAUGUGCGUUUGUAAAUCCGUGCUGUGUUCAGACUUUGGGCUGUAGUUAAAUGUGACAGAAUUCUGCAGCAGUGUUACUUGAAAGGACUUCCAUCCUGGUGGCAGAACAUGCCCCUCGCGCGGCCAGGCUGGCACUGGGGGACGGCUCACCAGACCCAGGGAACUGUCUAGCCUCUGGGGGGAAAAAUAACAUUACAACAUUACAACAAAACAGCCCUACUGGUACAACUUCAAUGGCUGUGUGAGGAGGGAGGGAUGGAGGACUUCUUUAGCUGAAGAUGUCAGUCCCUUCCCUGCAAAAAGGUAUGUAGAGCUACAUACUGGUUUAUGGAAAAAAAAUUAAACUCUGCUGCACGCACAUUUUGAGAGGCCGUUCCCUGUGGGCUGAAGUCUUAGGUUAAAAUGCUUUCAGCUGUAUUUUACAGUUACAGGUUGUAAAGAUGUUUAACUGUGUUCUGGAUUUGACAUGUUUUUCUUGUUGGGACUGCUGCUGUUAUUUAUUUAUUUAUUUGAAUAGCUUUUGCACUGCAGGGACUCGAGUGUGGGAUGAGGACAAUGUUGGAAGUGCUGGGCCGAGUCCUUCCUUCCAUCAGUUGCAGGAGGGAGGUAGGACUCGUAGUGUGUCGAUGUCUCCUUCCUUGCUAAUGUGCAGCAUUUCUGUUCCUCCCAACUACGAAUUUGUCAGACAAAAAGAUAGAGGUUUGCUUUUCUUUCUGAACAACCCUCAAGAUCUCCCAAGUUGCGAAUAAACUGUGUGUUUUGUUAGUAUUGGGUGUCAAUAUCUAUUAAUCUGGAAAUUAGCAAGACUUGAUAAAAUUUUGUAUGUAGAAAUGUGAGUGGCCAGUAGGUAGAGCCAAAUUUAAAUAUGACUGCAGGGUUGGUUUGUUGUUUUUAAUGCUGGUUAUUGUGAAUUUUAUUCGUUUACCAUCCUGUGUUGAAUAAAAAUAGAUUCUUCUUUAAAACGAGAAA